UUUUAUAGAUAACGAAACCGAAAAUGGACUUUAUUUUAUAAAACGUAAAUUCGUAACAAGCAAAAUGGCGGACAUUUCGGGGAGUGAGAUGGAAAAACAGUCAGAUGAACCACUUCAUUUGUUCUGUUCACCUUGUAAACGUAAGGAAAUAAAUAAAGAAGCGGACAAAUAUUGCGCAGAUUGCCAUGAUUAUUACUGCUCGGAUUGUGUAAAAUUUCAUGAGGAUAUUCCAGCCCUGUCUGGACAUAAGAUUCUAGAUAAAGGUCAAGUCAAGGAUGGAUCUAGCGGAACUUUGCCUGAAGCACCAACCCAAAGAUGCGAGAGACACGGGUUUAAACCUGUUGACAUGUAUUGUCAAAGUCAUGAUAACGUUGGCUGUACUUCAUGUAUGGCAGUAGAUCACAGGUCAUGUAACGAUGUUUUCUACAUGCCUGAGUACAUCUUAGAUCAUGACCCUACAAAUCAAUGUGACGACGUUCAACAGAACAUGCUAGCUGUUACCGAUGACAUUGAAUUUCAGCUGAAAAUACGACAACGGGAAAUAAAACGAUUGUUCAAACGUAAAGAAGAAGAAGUUGAAAAAAUAAAACAGUUCCGGAUUGACAUCAACCAGAAACUUGACAAUCUUGAAAAGAAGAACAUUGAUAACAUAGAAGAUAAAUAUAAAACAUUAAUCAAGAAGUUUGAAGAGCAAAUUACCAUAUUGACAACUUUCAAGACCGAUGUUCAGACUUCAGCAGCAGAUAAUAUAUCCGCCUCAUCAAAUGUGUCGCAAAAAUUUGUGGGGAUGAAAGUAGCUUACUCGGUUACAGAAAGAGCAGACAAUGGUUUAAAAGAGAAGACAAUGGAAUUUAAAAGAUUUGAUGUUGCCUUUGAACAGCAACCAAAGCUGAUGUCAAUGAUAGACCAAAUGGACAUAUUGGGAGACAUUGUGGAAAAACCUGCUAUAUAUAGGCUAGGGGAAAAGAGGGAGAUUAGUAUGAAACAUGAUUCAGACUCUGAAACCUGUAAUGAUAUACGAAGUAUAUGUAAGCUUAAGAAUGGCUGUGUGAUUAUUGCUGAUUACAAUAAUAAAAGCUUAAAACGUCUUGACUUGGCCUCUUCCAAAAUAAUAGAUGUAUGUCAACUAACGAGAUGGCCUUGGCAAAUUUGUGAAGUUGACAAUGAGAUAGCUGUAUCCUCCUUUUAUGGAAUGAACAUUGACAUUGUAACUGCAGAAAGACCACUAAAAGUAGCACGGGAAAUCAAAACCGCUCAUAACUGUUAUGGUUUAGGGUACAGAAAUGGGAAAAUUUAUGUAACGGAUUCAAAGGAGGCUGUUUUUGUCUACAACAAGACAGGGACAAUGCUGAUACAAUUUUCCAAAGAUCAGUCAGGUAAUGACUUGUUUAGUAAUAUAUACAGUCUCACAGUUAGUCACGAUGGUGAGAGGGUUUAUGUUGCUGACUGGACAUAUGGUCUAGUAGUACUUAGUAAGGAAGGCAAAUUACAUGGAAAAUAUAAUCCUUCCAACCUCAGAAAUGCAUGGGAGAUUUGUGAAACAGACGGUGGAGAUAUACUUGUUUGUGGUGAUACAAGUAACAAUAUUGUACAAUUUUCUCCAAAUGGUGAGGUCGUAGGAGAAAUACUUACAUCAGAUGGUCAAGCCGGAAGUUGUCGGGCGAUUUGCUAUGAUCGCAAUCACACGAGACUGAUAGUUGGACGAUAUAACCGGGAUUAUAUAGAAGUCUACGACAUGAAGUCGUGUACCGAUGUUUUCUACGUGCCUGAGUAUGUCUUAGAUCAUGACCCUACAAGUCAAUGUGAAGACGUUCAACGUAAAAUGCUAGCUGUUACCGGUGACAUUGAAUUUCAGCUAAAAAUUCGACAACGGGAAAUAAAACGUCUGUUCAAACGGAAAGAGGAAGAAGUUGAAAACAUAAAACAGUUCCGGAUUGACAUCAACCAGAAACUUGACAAUCUUGAAAAGAAAAGCAUUGAUAACAUAGAAGAUAAAUACAAAGCAUUAAUCAAGAAGUUUGAAGAGCAAAUUACCAUAUUGACAACUUACCAGACCGAUGUUCAGACUUCAGCAGCAGAUAUUAUAUCCACCUCAUCAAAUGUGGCGCAAAAAACAACAACCGAAGUUGAUGUUAAUGAUAGACCAAAUGUACAUAUUGGGAGAAAUUGUGGAAAAACUGCUAUAUAUAGACUUGGGGAUAAGAAGGAGAUUAGUAUGAAACAUGAUUCAGACUCAAACUCCUGUUAUGAUAUACACAGUAUAUGUAAGCUUAAGGAUGGCUGUGUGAUUACCGCUGAUUACAAAAAUAAAAGCUUAAAACGUUUUGAUGUGACUUCAUCCAAAAUAGUAGAUGUCUGUCAACUUUCAAAUUACCCUUGGCAAAUUUGUGAGGUUGACAAUGAGAUAGCUGUAUCCUCUCAAGGGAUGAAUAUCGACAUUGUAACAACUGGAGGUCCUCUUAAAGUAACACGGAAAAUAAAAACCGACCAUAAAUGUUUUGGAUUAGGGUACAAUAAUGGGAACAUUUAUGUAACUGAUUCAAUAGAGACUGUUUAUGUCUACAACAAGACAGGGACAAUGCUCAAACAAUUUUCCAAAGAUCAGUCAGGUGAGAACAUGUUUUGCAACAUCUUCAGUCUUACUGUCAGUCUCGAUGGUGAGAUGAUUUUUGUUGCUGACAAUGCAUUUGGUCUUGCAGUUCUCAGUAAGGAAGGUAAAUUACAUGGAAAAAAUAAUAUAUCCAACCUCAGAGGCGCGAGGGAGAUUUGUGAAACAGACAGUGGCGAUAUACUUGUUUGUGGUGUAUCAUCUAACAAUAUUGUACAAUUUUCUCCAAAUGGUGAGGUAGUAGGAGAAAUGCUUACAUCAGAUUAUCAAAAAGGGGUUGCGGGCGGUUUGCUUUGAUUGCAAUUACAUGAGACUGAUAGUUGGACGAGAUCGGGAUUAUAAAGAAGUUUACGAUAUGAACUGAACAACAAAAAACAAAUGACAUCUAAAUUUGCAUGGCGGUGAAUGAAUAUCUGAAAAAUUGAGCAUCUGUAUCAAUUGAUUGAUGAUAUAUCAAGACAUCUGUAAUGAAAUUCACUUUAAAUAAUCUUCAGAAAACACAUAAUGAAUGAACAUUUCAUGUUUGAUACAUUUUAUCCUGAAAUUCUUUAAUGACAACAUCAGUAUAACAGAUGACUGUUUAUUGUUUUUAUAAAAACAAUACUUUAGUUUUUUUAAAGAUGGUAAAACUGUAGUUUCACCGUUGACAUUCCUGUUUUCAUAUAUUCAGAAGAUCGGAAAUUAAUGUCUAAUUUUUUGAACCCUUUUUACGUUUUAUUACGGUCAACAAAAAACUGAAUUUCAGUAUAAUCAAGAUUAUAAGUAAUGUUAUUUCAUAACAAUGAUUAAUAAGAAAAAUCAGUCUUAAAAUAAAUAUUUGUAGAUAAGGUUUAAUUAAGCCAAGUUCUCUUUUUAUAAUAAAUAUGGUAAUUUAUAUUUAAAAGUCAGACCAGAUCUAUUGUGGUGUUAUGUGUUUAUGUUUUGUUAUGGGUGAUUGAAUUGGUUUUCCAGGUUGAGUGAUGAAUGAUUGAUUUUGUAUGAAAAUAUUUUUAAGAAGAUUUGAUUCUUGGAUAGCUAACAUUUCUUGGUAACUGACCAUUCCUUUCAUCGCUUUCAAAGUUCGAAGUGAAAACAUAAAUUCUUUAGUAUUACAGUAAUUUCUUUAUAGAAAUAUUUGCUAUUUAUUAUAUAAUUUAUACAUAAAAGGUCUGGUAUGUAUUCAUUAAUUUAUUUGUGAAUUGUUCUUAUUUUAAAUUGAAUUGUCGUGUAAAAUUUUGUAUUAUGUAUUUUGUGAAAUGUUUUUGUUUUGUAAAAUAUUUGUUUUGUAUUGUUAUGUCUUAUUAUUAUUCUAUUUGUUACAGGUUUAUUCU
This is a messenger RNA of Ruditapes philippinarum (Manila clam), 3918 nucleotides long. RefSeq lists its product as uncharacterized. The transcript has 4 exons. NCBI's taxonomy places the organism in Eukaryota, Metazoa, Mollusca, Bivalvia, Venerida, Veneridae. Gene Ontology annotation, molecular function: zinc ion binding; ubiquitin protein ligase activity. Gene Ontology annotation, biological process: protein polyubiquitination; proteasome-mediated ubiquitin-dependent protein catabolic process. The record is from RefSeq and is a predicted model, not a curated record. The coding region runs from base 65 to 2905 and encodes 946 amino acids.